This is a messenger RNA of Saccharomycopsis crataegensis, 1320 nucleotides long. Its product is annotated as recombinase RAD52. Bases 1 to 1320 code for a protein of 439 amino acids. Lineage: Eukaryota; Fungi; Ascomycota; Saccharomycetes; Ascoideales; Saccharomycopsidaceae. Gene Ontology annotation, cellular component: nucleus. The record is from RefSeq and is a predicted model, not a curated record. Gene Ontology annotation, biological process: DNA recombinase assembly; double-strand break repair via single-strand annealing; mitotic recombination. The transcript has a single exon.
AUGAAUGAAAAAAGCUCAGCAGAUAUUCCUACCGCUAAUAAUUAUAUCCCAUAUUCCCAGGAAGAGGUAUGGCGGCUCACGGAAAAGCUUCUGAAACAUCUUGGUCCAGAAUACGUAUCCAAGCGCUCUAAUGGUGCUGCGGGAAUGGUAUCAUACAUUGAAGGGUGGAAGGCAUUCAAUCUUGCCAAUCUUGUGUUUGGAUUCAAUGGAUGGAGUAGUGAGCUCAAGAGCACCAGUGUGGAUUAUGUUGAUAUCAAAAAGGAGACGAAUGCCAUAUCUGUGGGGUUGAGCGUGGUGGUUCGGGUGACCAUUAGAGAUGGUACCUACCAUGAAGACAUUGGUUAUGGAAGCGUAGAAAACGGAAGAUCCAAAUCAGGAGCAUUUGAGAAAGCUAAGAAACAGGCGAUAACUGACGGCAUGAAGCGCUGCUUGCGUUAUUUCGGCAACGCUUUAGGGAAUUGUUUAUAUGACAAGGAUUACUUGAAGUAUAUUGCCAAAGCUAAGGUGAAACCAAAGACUUUUAAUGAAGAUGAACUUCUUAGAGACACAGGGGUUCUUGGAAAUAAUCCUUUGAAGAAAAUUGAAAAUAACGCUUUUGUGAUACAGGCUAAUAAUCUUCCUCUUUCUUCUUCUCCUCCUCCUCCUCCUCCUCAGAAACAACUACCACAGCAGCGACCACCGCUACAGAGACAACAUGGACAAUCACCGCAGCAAUACCAAAAUAUGAAAAACUUACCAAUUCAAAAAAAGCCGGCAGCACAAAAUCAGCACCCUCAGAUCAGAACUCCAACCGCCGUACCAAAAGUAUCACCAACCGCUGCUGCCGCAGCGGCUGCUAAGAAUGAUUUUCUUACCUCAUCUAUUUUUGAUGAUUCAAUGGACGAUGAUAAUUUUGACGGAUUUAAUGAUCUUGAUGAUUAUGAAUUAGCACUUAUUGAUGCGAAUGGAGGGGAAUCAAACCAUGGAUCUAGUGCUAACAGUAGAUCUGUUGCUCACUCGAAUGAUAAUCGUAUAAAUAAGGAUGUCAAGGAUAGCAAGGCGAGCACCUUGGAAAACAACGUGAGUACUCCUACAGAAGUUCCGAUGAAUGUAACAUUUUUCAGUGCUAAAGCUGCCAAUGAUGUCCAGUCGAACGUUAAUCUUCUGUCAGACAAGUUAUUUAAAGUAAAUAACCAAUCUGGAUCAUCUUUGAAGCGAACUCUUGAUCAGUCCAAAUCUACACCUGUUAAAAGAAUAGGAAUUGACAGACAUCCAGUAUAUCCUCGAAGUAAUCAUAGCGGGCAUAGUGGAGGGAUUAAAAAACCUGGGCCCUUGCGAUAG